This is a messenger RNA of Ostertagia ostertagi, 333 nucleotides long. The record is from the annotation of a GenBank genome assembly. NCBI's taxonomy places the organism in Eukaryota, Metazoa, Nematoda, Chromadorea, Rhabditida, Trichostrongylidae.
AUGGAUUUGGGGGGGCGACCUAGCCCAUGCGCCACUGAGAGAGAUUUCUGCAAGGUUCAAUAUUGCAGUAAUCGAAUGAAAUCCUACGGCUAUCGAGGCCACAAAACCGCAACGUACCAAGCUUUCGGUUUGGCGACGAUCUUCAUCCACAAAUGGCGACAUUAUGGUGCGAGAAUCAUUUACGUAGCACUGCGAGGGACACAAGGCCUCAAUAUGGAUAAUGUUGAACAAAUUACUGAAGAUCCUGCAAACAUUGUACCAGUGGAUGACGUAAAGACAUUGGCCACAACUGCUGCGGAUGCCGUGUUAAUGAAGUUCCCACCUCCCGCAUAA